Molecule: messenger RNA, 327 nt
Organism: Psylliodes chrysocephalus
Lineage: Eukaryota; Metazoa; Arthropoda; Insecta; Coleoptera; Chrysomelidae
Source: the annotation of a GenBank genome assembly
AUGACUGAUAACAUUUCAAAAUUACUUAAAGAGAACAAAAAGGCCAGAGAGAAAAUCGUCGAAACAUUUCUGGAUAAAACCAAUGUUCCUCAAGAAGAAGAAGUAGAUGUGUUCUACAGAAGUAUCGCUUUAAGUGUAAAACGACUUUCCCCGCAUUUAAUUGCAAAACUUCGACAUUUAGAAACUAUAAAUGAGUUACAAUUGCUAGCAUCUCAACCACAGGAUUUACCUCAACAGCAAAAUAGGUCUUUAGCUGUAAAGAGUCGCAAUGGCAAGGGUAUAAUAAUAAUCAGGAUCAAUACGACCAAUUACGAUAUCUUAAUUUAG